UGUAACAUACGGUUCAGAAGCGAAUUUUAUAUUGUAAUAUACAGAACAAAAUUCAUGUAGUCCACGACACAAUACGACCAAAAUGGUGUGCCUGCAAAUUUUUCUGAUUAUUUUUCUGACUAAGUUCUCGAUAGCAUCAAAUGUCGAUAUAGAAAAUCUCUCCAUAUACAACUACCAUCUUAGUACCGGUAUACCAGAAGCAGCAAGGUUGAUGGCUUCUGAAGCAAAAUAUUUAGCCUACAGUAGCAUAAAUCAAGUUGUUGGAGGACGCGCUACCGAUAUAAGCCACGUACCUUAUCAAGCAGGUCUUGUAAUUAAAGUACUACGUUUGCUAACAUCUAUCUGCGGAGGAUCUCUGAUCACCCCUACACGGGUAGUGACAGCAGCCCACUGUAUUUACGACGGGAACACCAGAGCUCAGGACAUCACUGUGGUGCUUGGAUCCAGUCAUAUCUUCUCAGGAGGAGAAAGAAUGGACUCUGACGGGUCAGUUAUCCAUACCGACUGGAACCCUAACACUACAGAGAACGAUAUUGCUAUAGUUUUCAUUUCACCGGUUAAUUUUACAGAUGUAAUUGAACCUAUAAGACUACCAAGCCAGCACGAACUUAAUGAAAAUUUCAUUGGUUGGACCGCACUGGCAUCUGGAUUCGGUUUAACAAAGAGCGGUGGUACAAUUCCCCGAAACCAAUACUUAAAUUCUGUUCAUCUGAAAAUAAUUUCCAAUGAGCAAUGCCAAGCAGUGUAUGGUGAUAUAGUACGGGCAACUAAUAUAUGUACUGAUGGAUCGGAUGGCCGGGGUACGUGCAAUGGAGACUCCGGUGGCCCCCUCACUGUUGAUAAUAAGGGAAAACGGAUCUUGAUCGGUAUUACCUCAUUCGGCGCAAGCGCAGGUUGUGACAAAGGUUUCCCAGCAGCCUACACUCGAGUUACUUCCUAUGUGUCCUGGAUUCUCACUAUUUAAAUUAUUGUUUUUAUGUAUCACUUUCUACUUAUUUUAUUAUAAAACAGUUUUAUUUAAAUCAUAUGAUGUAGAAUUAUGUUAUCUGUAAAGUGUUCAUUUCAUUAAAUUAUUUAUAAAGUCUGUUGAACUAUUAAAAUGUAAAAUAACAAUUUCACCGAUACACGGUGCUGCUUAAUUAGUACAUUUACCAACUGAUUGGAAACCAAAAUUAUGUAAACAGAUUUUGAUUGAGUUUAACAUUAGUUAAUAUUAGCAAUAUUUAUGGAUCUAUUAAUGAGCACUACACUAGUACAAUAUUAUAUUAUCUGUAGUACAUUGUA
Messenger RNA from Colias croceus (clouded yellow), 1284 nucleotides. RefSeq names its product brachyurin-like. The record is from RefSeq and is a predicted model, not a curated record. The transcript has 5 exons. The coding region runs from base 83 to 964 and encodes 293 amino acids. Lineage: Eukaryota; Metazoa; Arthropoda; Insecta; Lepidoptera; Pieridae. Gene Ontology annotation, molecular function: serine-type endopeptidase activity. Gene Ontology annotation, biological process: proteolysis.